This is a messenger RNA of Fonsecaea erecta, 1059 nucleotides long. RefSeq lists its product as hypothetical. Gene Ontology annotation, molecular function: mannosyltransferase activity. Gene Ontology annotation, biological process: mannosyl-inositol phosphorylceramide biosynthetic process. The record is from RefSeq and is a predicted model, not a curated record. Bases 1 to 1059 code for a protein of 352 amino acids. The transcript has a single exon. Lineage: Eukaryota; Fungi; Ascomycota; Eurotiomycetes; Chaetothyriales; Herpotrichiellaceae.
AUGCGGCGCAGUCUGUUGGUGUUCCUCUUGGUGGCUGUCCUAGUGUUGACCCUCCUCCUACACUCGGUGUCGACCCUCCUCUCCCUGCUCAUAGAAGACGCGUCGCGGGACGCCAUCCACCGAUCAGAGCUGCCUGCUCCGAACUCCACGCUCCUUGAAAACCGGCCACACCUAAUCCCCAAGAUCAUUCACCAGACCUACAUCAACGAGUCCAUCCCUGCCCACUGGGUCCCCGCCCAGAAGUCAUGUAUAGACUUGCACCCGGACUACGAGUACAUACUGUGGACCGACGACAAGUCUCUCGAUUUCAUUGCGAAGGAGUAUCCGUGGUUCCUGUCGACGUUUGUCGGGUACAAACACAACAUUCAACGGGCAGAUGCGAUCCGGUACUUUGUGUUGGCACACUAUGGCGGCGUGUACAUCGACCUGGACGACGGCUGCCAAAGGAGGCUGGACCCGUUGUUGUCCUACACGGCGUUUGUGCGGAGGACAGUUCCCACGGGUAUCAGCAACGAUGUCAUGGGCUCGAUCCCGCAGCAUCCUUUCUUCUUGAGGGUGAUGGAGUCUCUCCAGGGUGCCAACAGGUCCUGGCUCCUGCCGUAUAUUACCAUCAUGGCCUCGACCGGGCCGUUGUUUCUGAGUGUGAUCUGGAAGAAGUGGAUGGGUGAACACGCUCAUCUCGAUCCCCAAACCUGGAUCGGCCGAGUCAGAGUGCUCAUGCCGGACGAGUACAGCAAAUAUUCGUGGUCGUUUUUCAAGACCUACAAAGGCUCCAGCUGGCACGGCAAGGAUGCACGGUUGAUAUUCUGGAUGGGCAAGAAUUGGGUCUUGCUGACCGUGCUGGGAUUUCUCCUCGUCAUGACCGUGGGCUUCUUGUCCUGGUUCAUUUACUCGAGGCUGCUAAUUUUGAGCGCGAGGCGGAGAACUGCUAGGGGCAGUCCCCGUGUGGUCGCGUUCAGAUUUCCCGGUGCUGCAAAGAUGCCGCUCUGGCGGAUGUGGGCCGGUGGGUUGGGAACGAAGAAGCAGACAUACGAGCUGGUCGCUCAGCAUGAUGCAUGA